This is a messenger RNA of Nylanderia fulva, 1780 nucleotides long. RefSeq lists its product as uncharacterized. NCBI's taxonomy places the organism in Eukaryota, Metazoa, Arthropoda, Insecta, Hymenoptera, Formicidae. The record is from RefSeq and is a predicted model, not a curated record.
GUGUUUCACCUACUUUCGUCGUCACUGCAGGCCUCGAUCAAGGCUGUGUCAUACAAGGGUUGUUAAGGGAAUAUUUAUAGAAAUAUAUAAUCGGCUUAAAUUCUCAAAAGCCAAGAUGAAGAUCGGAUUACUGAAAAAUUUUUUGCACUACUUUAAUCUGAGGCAGGGAACCAUACUAAUUGCCAUAUUUCAAUUGUUUUCAUCCGGAUUCAGUAUGAUAUUUUUCAUUCUGGCACUAGCACAUGCAAUGGGAAUUCAAGAAAUGGUAGUGAGAGACACCGAAGAUGCUCUCGAAAGAGAAGCUUUGGAAGAGAUAUCAUCGAAUCAUCUCAAUACCAAAAAGAUGGAUUUGGCACAUCAUAAUGCAACUGAAAUGGUAUAUGCAAUGUACUGUGGCCUUGUCAUAACAGUUAUUCAUUUCAUCUCCACCAUGUUACUCCUCUAUGGAGCUUUAACGAAUAAUCGUCAUUUUAUGGCGCCUUGGAUGAUGGUCAAAAUCACUAUCAUAUCGGCUUUAGCGAUCUCACUAUUUCUGGUAGAAGAAGAUUGUCCUUUCCUUGCCACUUUAGGAGGGAGAGCGGGUCUUUGCGAACGUCUUAUUGCCUUUUUCCUGAUAAUUAUGAGCUUUUACGUUUGGUUCGUCGUGUACAGUACUUAUAAGAGUCUUGAAACAAAGAAAGGACUCACGCACGAAGUGCAUAGUAUGAAAAAAAAGUACGCGGUUCCCGUACCACUGGAAGUACCAAAAGCGAUCCAGGUUUCGGCGAACAAACCCUACGAACUUUAAAAAUAUUAUGAUGGAGAUAAAACAACGAAAAAUUUCGUUAAUGUGAAUGAGAAGACCCCUGUGACUUCGCAAAGAUAUGAGAUUGAAUUGCGAAGAAUUUUCUAUGGCAUGCAUAUUCUCAAGAGAAAAUGUACUUUCGAAGAAAUCUUGAAACUGGGAUAGCAAUUAAGGGAUGAUUGCAGAAUCGCAAAGAAAAUGUGUCGAAAAUGAAAAAUUAAUUAACAACGUGGACGCGAAGUUUCAUAAUAAAAAGUUUUGACGUAGGACAUGAAGAUAAAUGAAAAAAUAUUAUUGUACAAAAAUCGAGAAGUCCUGCAAAAAAAGGACAUGCUUCUUACAUUUAAAUAUUUCUUCUUGUUCUUGCCUGGUUAAAGUUAUGCCGCUUCUUUACGUUUGUGCGUUAAGACGGCUCUUUAAUUCGACGCACAGAUGCUAGUGUUGUUAUAUUUAAAUUAUGUCUCUAAUUGAAAAUUGCAUAUCCACUAUACGCACACGUAUGACACACAUAAGUUCUGGAUUUUCACCUGUCAGAAUUCUGACAGAUAAAAUAAUCGUAACUUCAAGAUUAAUCUCACUGCUAAAGUGCGCGCACUUCUUUUCGCGCGCAAGACUGAAUUUAAUUUUUUAAUAUAAUGCGAAAUAUUCAAGAUUUGCGCUCGGUAGAUAGUUCUUGACAAUGUGAAAAAAAUUUUACAUGAUGAAACAUAAAAUUAAUUUACUAAAGAAAUAGCAGCAGAACUCCACGAGUCGUGGUAUAUAUAUAAUUAUUAUUUUAUUUCAUAUUUAAACCCAACUUCUUUGUGAAAUUACAACUUUGUUAUUUGCGGUAAUAUCCGUGUGAUAUAAAGUUUGUAGGGUCACUUCUUGUGUAUAUGUAUAUUAAAUGUAUGGAAAAACGGAAAAUAAAAAUUACAAUACAUUCCAGUACGAUACAUAUAUGUAUAACGUGUAUAUGAUAUGAUUCGGCUAUAAAACAAAGACAUAUUCAUUUAA